This is a messenger RNA of Terrapene triunguis (Three-toed box turtle), 2273 nucleotides long. RefSeq names its product myomegalin-like. Bases 1 to 2073 code for a protein of 690 amino acids. The transcript has 15 exons. Lineage: Eukaryota; Metazoa; Chordata; Testudines; Emydidae. The record is from RefSeq and is a predicted model, not a curated record.
AUGGCCGUGGGGGAUGCAGUGCUGCCUCACCCAAGGUUGCAUUUUGACUCCUUGUCCAAGCCACUGAGCGUCCCUCUGACGCCUGCCCCUGGGCCAUCCGCCUUCCUGCCCUUCGGCCCUCCUCCUCCCGCCCCCCCUGCUCUCCUGGGCUGCUGUGGGACGCCUGUCUUCUCCUUGGCCGAGGUGCAGCAGGAACUGCACAUGCUGCAGAAGCAGCUGGGAGAAAGGGGACCUCUUGCCGCACCACCAGUCAAACCAAUGCCACUGGCCAGCAACUUCAGGGAAGCCAGCACCUCCCGCUGUCUCCACGUUCCCCAUCUCACCCCACAGUCUUGCCCGCUGCAGAGCUCCACCCGGCUGGACAGGAAAGCAGGGGCUGCCUUCCUGGAGAGCAACUCCCUCUGGGCCCAGCCUCACAUGGGGGCCCUCUAUGGGCACUUACCCUCUGGGUAUCCAGACAGCCACAAGCUGACGGGUGCUGACUUGCUGGAAGGACACCUGGUGGAGAUCCGCAGCCUGCGCCAGCGCCUGGAGGAGUCCAUCUGCAUCAACGACCGGCUGCGGGAGCAGCUGGAGAAACGCCUCGCCACCACCGCCAAGGGCAAUGGGUAUCCCACCAACAUCUACAUCCAGGGGCUGGAGUCCGCAUCCUCACUGAGCAGCGAGACCCGAGCCCUGCGGGAGGAGAACCAGAGCCUGCAGCUCCAGUUCGCUCACCUCUCCAGAGAGCUGGAGCGGCUGCGUGAGGCCACGCGCUGUAGGCUGAAGGAGGCCGAGGCGGAGAACCGGACACUCACACAGGAGCUGGCAGAGCAGCGGCAGAGCAGCCGUCAGCUGCGGGAGGAGCGGCUGGCUCUCCAGGAGAACAACCACAGGCUGGAGCGCACGGUGCCGCUCCUUCAGCAGCAGUGCGAGGAGAACCAGCGGCUCUGCCAAGCCCUCUGCACCGAGCUGCGCGUCCACGAGACCCUUUCCGGUUCCUCCCAGGUGGCUCCCUCGGCCUGCAGCGGAGAUGCACAUCGCAGACCACCUUCCAGCAGUGAGCUGGACGCCCUCCUGGCAGAGGUGCGAACUCUGCGCAGGCAGCUGCUGCGUGGCAUCCAAGUGAACAGCGCCCUGAGGCAGCAGCUGGCACGGCAGCAGCCGGAGCGAAGCGCUGCCCCCCUCCUCGCCGCACACCAGGCUACGCCCGACUGGCAGCCCUUCCAAGACUCCAGCCCAUCUCCUCCAGUUCGGGAUGUUGGCAUGAGCUCCCCAGCUCCCCUCUCCCCGCCCGCCCUGCUCAGCGUUCCGGUCCCGCUCGCCCACCGAAUGAAAGAGCCACCCGUGGACAACCCCCUGGUGAGGAGGAGUGCCCCUGCGCCAGCGGGAGAUGCCCCAAGCAGUUCGUCUGCCAGCAAAGGCGGGUGCCAGGUCAUUGGCCACGUGGAUGACUAUUAUACCCUGAAGCAGCAGAUCCUGGAGGGCAAAACGCUGGUCCACCAGAUGGCCUCUCACCUGCGGCCAGCUCUAGCCAUGCCCAGCCUGGAGCCCCAUGGCACUGAGGCCCUGGAGCGGGGCAGUGUCCGGCAGCUCCUGAGCGCCACAAGUGCCCUGCAUCAGCUCCUGGAGCAGUGCGCCUCCCUGCUCGCCACCUUCUGGAGAGGAGCCCUGCCAGCGGCCCCCAGCCCAGCCCAGCCCCAGACUGCGGAGCAGGCAAUGAAGGACGAGCUCCUGGCGCUCAGGGCCAGGUUAGCUGAGCAGGAGAAUCUGCUCCAAAGUGCAGCUGAGCGCCUUCAGGACACCUGCCGCCUGAAGGACAACAUGGAGCACUUCAUCGUCAGCCACUUGACCCAAACACAUGCCGUGCUGAGGAAAGCAAGGACAAACCUGGAGAAGAGCAAGCCCCAGGGCUCCUCUGUCAAAUCUCCUCCCUCCAUUGGCGCAGGGGAAAUGUCAGUGGGCUUGUCCCGGCACCCGAGCCACGUGAUCCCGGCCCACCAGGAGCAUGGAAGGAAGAGGAGCCGCCCCCACACCCUAAAGUGGCAGGAGGACCAGAGCUGGCCCUGCUUUGUUCACCUUCCCAGCUCCUGAGCCCCAAGCCUGGCUGAAACGGCUCCUGGGCAGGGCUCAGCAAGAACUGCUGUGCCCCCACGGCGAACCCACCCUGGCACUGAACCCCUCUGCAUGGAAGCUAGCCGUAAACUGUAUUAGGCUUGGCCCCUGGGCUAGCACCAGCCCUGUCUGGUACCACACUGCCAGGGAGCCAUACUCGUUUGAUUAAUCACUGCUAG